Molecule: messenger RNA, 888 nt
Organism: Thamnophis elegans (Western terrestrial garter snake)
Lineage: Eukaryota; Metazoa; Chordata; Lepidosauria; Squamata; Natricidae
Product: centromere protein P-like
Exons: 7
Coding region: 184-888 (234 amino acids)
Biological process (GO): CENP-A containing chromatin assembly
Cellular component (GO): nucleus; chromosome, centromeric region
Source: RefSeq, a predicted model, not a curated record
UGUCUUUCUCCGUCUCCUCUCCCCCCCUCUGUAUUCUGCAGAAUAGUAGCGCCCGAGACGGCUUGCUUUGGCGGCUCAUUCGAAGCGGCGCAAGAGGCAGAGUGUGGCUUUCGGCUAGUUUGGUCGGCGGGUCUUCGAGGACGAUCGGCGGGGUCUGGUCCGGGGAAGGAAGAUUUCUGAAAAAUGAAUAGCAAUGAACUUCAGGCCUGCGAAGAUGAAAUUAAAUCUUUGGAAGAAGAAAUUAAAAUGCUAACAGAAGAAUAUGAACAUUGUCAACACAAGUCAAUGGCAUAUACUGAGGCAGAAAUAAUGGAGAUCAUGAAAUUACUUAGAAAAAAGCCUGAAGAAGAACUGAAGCAAUCCAAAUCUCCAGAUCAGGAAACUGAACUCCACUAUUUGGAAGCUGAUCUCUCAUUUAUAAUGAAAUUUACAGGCAUUUUCUUUACACAUUAUUCACGUAAACUUGUGGAAAAAAAUGGAUCUAAAACUAUUCAAAAUUAUAAGGUGUCAGGAAAAUGUCAGUCAGUCUCAUUUCAGCUGGAAUUUAAACUCACGGAAGAAAAUCAGAUGAACAGAAAUGCUUCAGCUAUAGUAACUGACCUUAAUAUUAUAACAGAAUGUGACAUGCACUGUGAUUUAAGCAACCUUGUGUCAAGGAUUGAAGAAAAUGGGAAUCUCUGCCUGUUCUUCAGAAGUCUCUCUUGUUUCUCUGAAUGGUGUAAACAUCGGGAACGUACGUUCGCUCAUUUUAAGCUGUACAAAAUUGUAAUUACAGAUCAGUUCUGUGUCUGUACAGGCAGUAUCUCCAGUAUUCUGAUCCCAAGUGGUUUAGGGCCUUACAUGUCAAAAACACACUCUGGAACAGGACUCAGUACUGUAGCUAAUUAG